AUGCCUGAAUUUUUAGAGCCACAGACAAAUGAGUCGCAAGCUAUCGGAGACUCCAUUGUUGUCCAACCCUAUUCCAUAGCUAACUUGCCACCUUUGGUUGUAGGAGGUGCUGUUUUCAACACACAGUAUUCGCUGAACCCCAGCAGUCUCCCUAUCCAGGAGAUUCUUGAAGAUGCUUUUGCCAAAGGGUUGAAUGCUAUCGAUACUUCGCCCUACUAUGGUCCAUCAGAGAUCCUCUUGGGAGAAGCUCUCAAGAAGAUUUCUUUCCCAAGACAAGAGUACUACAUAUGUACCAAAGCUGGAAGAGUUAAGCUUGACGAUUUUGACUACUCGCGUGAUAGUGUCCGUAAAUCUGUAGAGAGAUCGUUGGAGAGAUUGAACACAUCGUAUCUUGAUCUCGUGUAUAUGCACGAUAUCGAGUUUGUAAAAGAAGACGAAAUCUUUGAUGCGUUGAAAGAGUUGAAAUUGUUGAAAACCGAAGGUCUCAUCAAAAACUUCGGUAUUUCAGGGUAUCCUGUUCGUUUCUUGCAUAAGAUUGCGUCCCGGAGUGUAGGGAUUCCAGAGAUUGGACCUUUGGAUGCUGUUUUAUCAUAUUCUAACGGCUGUAUUCAAAACACAAGAUUAUUUGAAUUCUACGACCAGUUCUUUGACGACUGUAAGCUCAAGAAGUUGUCUAACGGAUCUAUUCUCAGUAUGUCUUUGUUGAGAUCGGACAUAACACAUUCGUUCCAUCCAGCAUCCAAGGAGCUCAAGGACAAGGUUUACGAUAUUGCUCACCUCUUGAAGAAGGAGUACAAUGGCUUGGAAUUGGCAGAUUUGGCUACACGUUUUGCUUUGAGAAAAUGGUUGUUUGAAACUGUACACCAGGCUGAUUCAAGCAAUCUUCAUUGGAAUCCUUCUACCUCGAUUGUGUUGGGAGUUUCUAAUGUUGAAGAGUUAGAUGUUGCCAUCAGAUGCUACUGGCAGGUGAAGAACAACAUUGACAAUAUCAACACCAAGGAUGAUAUUUUGUUUGAGAAGGUCAAGAACUUAUUGGGCCCAGAGCACUUUAACGAGGUUUGGCCAAGUGGUAUUGAUGGAAGGCAAUAG
Molecule: messenger RNA, 1089 nt
Organism: Scheffersomyces stipitis CBS 6054
Lineage: Eukaryota; Fungi; Ascomycota; Pichiomycetes; Serinales; Debaryomycetaceae
Gene: YMT1
Product: D-arabinose 1-dehydrogenase (NAD(P)(+))
Exons: 1
Coding region: 1-1089 (362 amino acids)
Biological process (GO): dehydro-D-arabinono-1,4-lactone biosynthetic process
Cellular component (GO): cytosol
Molecular function (GO): D-arabinose 1-dehydrogenase [NAD(P)+] activity
Source: RefSeq, a predicted model, not a curated record